CAACAAUUUGCCUGUGACUGCCUGGGGGCGCCGAGGGUGUGUUUCUUUACUGUUGGAUCCCUUUGGAUCCGCUCUGCAAACUUGUGGCACGACAGAAACCUCCCACGCAAUUUCCCGCCAGCCGCUGAGCGGGCCGGGAGGUGGGAUGGUGUUGUUUUUGUGUUUUGUGUUCUCCCAGGCAACAGUUUUUGAGCAACACGCCCUUUUUUAGUGAGGUGGGUCUUUAACUUCGCCAGGGCUGAUCCUGACUGAGAGAGAGUGAACAGGGACACCGGCCGGGCAAGGAGUGGAGUCGACUUUGUCUCUCUUCGAGGUAAGAGAGGACAGAGCUGCGGCGUUGAGGGACCAGGGAGAGGAGGAGAGGUGGAGACAUCCCGGCCAAUGUAACGUUGCACGAGUGUCCCGGAGCAGUUGCGGCUGGAGGUGCGAUCACACCCGGGGUGCGUUUUGAGGAACAGAUUCCAAAAUGAAAUUUCAGCUUAAUCUAGUUAUUCUGUGGAUGCAGUUUGGAGUUGGGGUUGAAUCUGCAGUCGAGAACGCCAUUACAGCAAUCUACGGCCAGUUUGUUGUGCUGGGGUGCAGUUUCACCGUGAGUAACAAGUCGUCUUUGGAGAUGGUUUAUAUCACUUGGCAACGGAAAAAUGUUGAAAACGUUGUCCAUAGUUACUACUAUGGAGUAGAUCAGUUACAAUAUCAGGAUCCACGAUACGCAGGCAGAACAAGCUUAUUUCUAGAAGAGUUGAAGAAUGGGAAUGCUUCCCUGAAAAUCCAAAAAUUAACAUUUCAAGACUCUGGAUCAUAUGAAUGUCACAUCCAUUACAAAACUAAACCUGAUCGAAGUUCUGUAUCGGUCAACGUUGUAGCUCACUACGAGGAGCCAAUUUUGGGUAUCACACAGAAAUUGUCCAGCUGCAUUUUAAGUUUCAAAUCCCAUGGCUAUCCUAAGGCUAAUGCUUCUUGGUACAAAGGAGACAAUUUGAAUCAUUCCCUUUCAUCCAAAUAUUCGUCCUACAUAUCUGAAGAUGGAUUUUAUUGGGUUCAAAGCAAAAUGGAAAUCAAUGUCACAGAAAAACCUUCAUCCUAUACAUUUGUGCUAAGAAACCCUGCUCUCAAUCAAACUAUUUCUAGGACACUACAUCUUAAUUCGGAAAGCACCACUGGAACACCUCACUCUCCCAGCAACUAUCCUUUAAUCGCGAGUUGCAUUAUUAUGAUGCUAAUGAUAUUUGUGUUAUUUUGCUUAUAUAGCAGCACAAUUAAAGAAACUAAAAAUGCUAAUGGUGAACUGAUCUGAGAUCAUUUUAGAUUCCAAGAAGGCUUGUUUCUUCUAUCAAUUCUGUGAGAUGUGGAACUGCCUGCUGCUUGGGUUGUUUGCCUUGAGUUGUCUUGCUUGUCUGGGUGGUUGGGAUGUCUGUGAGUGACUGGAUAACAAGAAAGGACUUGCCCUCAGUGAUAUGAAUGUAACAGAAGUGUGGUAACCAUCUGUAUUCUUGCUGAGUGUGGGACAUGCAGCGGGACAUAAGAGAUACACUUGCAAUCAUGCUGAGAGUUUAACAUGGAUGGAUCCGAGUGCAAUCAUGUGGAUAGUUCCACAUGGAAUGGAUAGUUGUAUGCGUAAUGGGAUUGAGGGAUCUGCAAUCUGAUUGAAUGUGCCCGGUGUAAUUGAAUUGUAGGAUCAACCUAGAAUGACACAAAGAGUUGUUGGCACAUUGGGACUGAGUGGUUUAAUCUCUUCCCUGUACGGGGACCCGACUUUUUCCCUGUCGGGUCUCCGGUGUCAUUGGGCCUAACAUCGUGGAGCCGACGGCAGCCUCCAACCGGAACCAACCUGAGGACUCCAGUAACAGAGCCUGCGGACUCGACAUCGCGGAACUGGCCGACUUCGGAAUGAGAGCUGUGGUGGCGCACGGCUGCAACCCGACUUCGGAGCUUCGGAGGCUCCGGCCGCAGUGGACAGGAACAUCGGAAGCUCGCAGGUCCCUGGUGGGAGACUGCUUUUCUGAGCACGCGCAACGGCAACUUUUCCCGCCGGAUUCACGGGGUUUAAAUGACUCCUAGUGGGGACUAACAUCACCUGGCGCGGUUUGAACGGCCGCUGGACUUAAUAUCGCCCGCCGGGGGCUAUAACAUCAUGAGCCCCCAUCGCCUCGACGCUGCAGUUGGACUACUGGACCGCUGGAGAAGAACAAAGGGAAGAGAUAAGCCUUUUGCCUUCCAUCACAGUAAGGCGGUGUUGGAGAUUCACUGUGAUGGAUGUUUGUGUAAAUUGUGUUAAGUGUGUGUCUUGGUUUUUUUAAUAAUGUCAUGACUGUAGGAAUGAAAUUUCAUUCAAACCUUGUCUGUUUGAAUGACAAUAAAAGUUUAUUGAUUGUAAAGGAUUCUCCUGGCGAAUGAGGAAUAAAUGAAA
Molecule: messenger RNA, 2407 nt
Organism: Leucoraja erinaceus (little skate)
Lineage: Eukaryota; Metazoa; Chordata; Chondrichthyes; Rajiformes; Rajidae
Product: CD276 antigen-like
Exons: 5
Coding region: 467-1294 (275 amino acids)
Biological process (GO): T cell costimulation; positive regulation of T cell proliferation; negative regulation of T cell proliferation
Cellular component (GO): external side of plasma membrane
Source: RefSeq, a predicted model, not a curated record